This is a messenger RNA of Podarcis lilfordi (Lilford's wall lizard), 18672 nucleotides long. NCBI's taxonomy places the organism in Eukaryota, Metazoa, Chordata, Lepidosauria, Squamata, Lacertidae. The record is from the annotation of a GenBank genome assembly.
AUGAAGCUGAAAGUUGGAAGAUGCAGAAGGCAUAAAAAGAAGUACAUUCCUGUUGCUGGUGAGACGUCCCGUGCACUGGCAGAUGAAGGGGGCGGGGGAAGCAGUCCACUGUUGGGUUGAAAUAAGCGACAGACAAGGUGUCAUACGGGAGGCAUCUACCGAGCAGGUCUCGGCGAGUCUCUUUUAUUGAAUAUUACAGCAUUACCACAUAUGUGCUUGUUGCUGAUUGGUUAACACAAAUACAAUGCAAGGGCAUUAAUCAUAAGGGUUGGGAAAGCAACACAUGGUUACUAGUGAUUGAUAUUGCAUGACUUGAAAGAACAUAACAAUCGCAGUCCGUAGAUGUGGUCAACAAUGCAUUAAGAACAGGUCAGGGUGUGAUGUUUCAUGAACUCAAUGUGAACUGUACAUUCUCAGACUCAUGUGCAGAGGCAAAAACUUCCCAGCAGUCCACCCUGGGUGCUAUGCUUGGGGGUGUGUGACAAAAUUCCCUCGGGUGGGUCAGCGUGGUGGCACUCGCACCCCCAGCAGGUGGAUUUUCGUGAUCGUAGCAAAAAUCCGCCCGCUGAUCGGCGUGCAGCGCUGGCCAUCGGGGAUGCCCCUCCCCCCAGUGGGCAGCAUUUGCACCCCAAUCAGGCUCUGGCGCGCUGAUCCUCCUGGAGGUGCCAGUGAUGCCUGCUGAUUAUGCAAAUAUUCCCAGGGCAUGGCGCUGGCUGUCAGGGAUACACCUCCCAGCAAGCAGUGUUUGCACACGCACCCCAGGUGGGUGGCGCUUGCAUCCCUGGCGGCAAGCGCCACGCCCUGGACGUAUUUGCACAAUCGGCGAACGGUGCUGGCACCCCCGGGAAGAUCGGUGUGCCGCUGAUGGCACCCCGGGAGGAUCGCCCCGCCUCUGUGGGCAGAUCGCCCCACCCCUGGGUGCGCAUCAUAUUUGCCUUUCCGGGUGCCCCAGCAGCUUCCUCCGCCACUGAUCCCGUGGGCAAGGGCUUUUCUCCUUCGUGCCUGUUAUGUACUGAAGUUCUCACCCUGGGCCAGGGUGUAGAUAGUUCAGGUCCACAUAUGCAAAUAAGGGAUUGAAAGUGACGUUCAGUGAUUGGAUACUUACAGAAAGUUGUUACAGUUACGUUGUAGUGGAGCCCUAUAUAAGCAGGCUGGCUGAACCCUUCAGUUCAGUUCUGUUCUGACCUGUGAAUAAACAAGAGCUGUUUGGAGAAUCGCUGUGUCGUCUGAUAUGUUCACCCACAACUUAACAGUGCCCUUCUGUGAACAUCCCAGAAACUUCUAUCUGGCAGCAAACUGUUGGAAACAAGAAACGCAGAGAGAUGGACCUUUCUUCGAUCCAACAGAGACGAGCCCUAAUUCUGUAACAGUGUGUGUCCCAGUAUCUUCUAAGAGCUUGGACCACUGGCACUUUGAGCAACAACACAGGCUGUGUCGCUCCUGGAUUUCCUUCCCUUUGUCUCAGCAAGUGAUUAUUUUGAAAAUGUGGAAGUAGUAUGCUUAAGCUACUGCGUUUCAUUAGUGCAAUAAAGCAGCUUGGUUGUUUGGCAUAUCUCUUUCUCCCUUGCAAUAGAGAAGAGUGUCAGAAGGCCUAGCUGGAAAGCGAAGGUCAAAGUAUCCAAAACCCCGCCGACUUGCUUCCACUAAAGCUUUUGGGCUCCCUAUAUAUGCGUGUGAAGAAGACAGGUGGUUGCUCCAGUGAUUGACAGCAUGGAAGGAGAAGCAUGUUUGUGAUGGAGUCAAGAGCUUUGAACGUGCUCUGUUCUUCCUGCUAUUCAUGUAACAGAACUGGUUCUGUGCAGGAAAAUCCCACAAGAGAACAGCAAAACAAUAGCUUUAUUAGGACCAAGAGAAGCAUCACAAAGUAGCAUGCAAGUUUCUCCCAGCUGGAUUCCUAGGCCUUCACAGCAACAGCGCACAGAAGGUAUGGCAUAAAACAUCAGAUUAUAUCUGCGCAAGCAAUUCCCCCUCAAUUAGUUCUGCUUUUUGCUGAAUGAUUGCCUUUUUGUUGGGCUUUGUUGAGCGGGGAGCAUCAUGACGUCAUGGAUGAAAGACAGAUCAAGGAAGGAAGCAGGCAGAGGCAACACGCUACUUCCAGGGCCAACUUUAAAGGUAAAGGUAAAGGGACCCCUGACCAUUAGGUCCAGUUGUGACCGACUCUGGGGUUGCAGCGCUCAUCUCGCUUUACUGGCCAAGGGAGCCAGCGUACAGCAUGACUAAGAUGCUUCUGGCGAACCAGAGCAGCGCACGGAAAUGCCGUUUACCUUCCCGCCGGAGUGGUACCUAUUUAUCUACUUGCACUGGUGUGCUUUCAAACCGCUAGGUUGGCAGGAGCAGGGACCGAACAACGGGAGCUCACCCUGUUGCAGGGAUUCGAACUGCCGACCUUCCGAUCGGCAAGUCCUAGGCUCUGUGGUUUAACCCACAGUGCCACCCGCGUCCCUUAGGGCCAACUUUACAUAUAAUUUAUUCGUUUUAGUAUCUAAAAAACAACAACCUGUAAGCUGCCUUGGCGGAAAAGCAGUAUGUCAAGGCAAUGAAUAAAUAAAUAUUUGUGGGUUUUGCUAGUAAAAGCGGGGGCGGGGGGUUUUCUGAAAGAUUAAACUAAGGGUCAUGAGUGUACAUUUCUCCCUGCACACUAAAUAAGUACAGCGUGCACUCUUAUUGCCCAAUGGAUUGUCAGCACGUUGGCCAAAAUGAGAGGGAUGUUUACUCACAGAAACCCUGUCCCCUGAUGCUGAAAACCCUUUGAUAUCCUUGCUGUGCUUUAAGGGAUUUUUUAUUUUAUUUUAGUCAAUGUGGUCAGACACGUAAUUAUUUCAUUUUUAUCUAUCCUUCCUAUCUAUCCUUCCUCCAAAGAGGUCAGAUCAGAACACCUGCCCACCCCCCACCCCGUUGUCUUCAUUUUGGUAGAAUGCACCCAGAUGUUGCUGGAACACCAGCUGCCAUGAUUCUGUUUUUAAAAGCUUUCCAUGUUUUUAACCUUUCCAUGUCCAUUUCUUCAAAGGCAAAAGGGCUUCACGAAUCCUAGCUUAGGAUGUCAUCAGGGUUCCAGGAAAGGAGAGCACUCAGGAAGGCUGCAGAGUGCAGACUGCCAGAGGGAUGAUUUAUGAACCAAAAACAGUGGCAUCAUUCUGGAGACAUUGUCCUUUUGAGGCUUUUGAGACGUCUUCCAUUGAAACUUUUGAAAAACGACUGAGAAACUUUACUUUUGAAACUUUUGGGAUGUCUUCUGUUGAAACAUUUGAAAGACUAUUGUGAGACUGUCCUUAGACAUCUGUUUUGAGCACACGGCUUGACGGUCCUCGCUCCCACUCUGUUAUAUUGUAUAUAAGAACUUUGAUUGGCUUACUCCUAUAAUUUGAAUGAUAGCAUUAUUCUAUUAUAUAUUUUCUAAUAAUUAUUAGCCUACGUGUUGUCUUUGUAUUGUUGUGAUUAUAGGUAAAGGUACCCUUGACCAUUAGGUCUAGUCGUGGACGACUCUGGGGUUGUGGCGCUCAUCUCGCUUUACUGGCCGAGGGAGCCGGUGUUUGUCCGCAGACAGUUUCCGGGUCAUGUGGCCAGCAUGACAAAGCCGCUUCUGGUGAACCAGAGCAGCACACAGAAAUGCUGUUUGCCUUCCCGCCGGAGCGGUACCUAUUUAUCUACUUGUACUUGACGUGCUUUCAGACUGCUAGGUUGGUGGGAGCUGAGACCAAACAAUGGGAGCUCACCCUGUCCCGGGGAUUCGAACUGCCGACCUUCCGAUCGGCAUGCCCUAGGCUCAGUGGUUUAGACCACAGCACCACCCGUGUCCCAUUGUGGUGAUUAGAGGGAUGAUUUAUAGCAGGCAUGUCCAAAGUCCAUUUUGGGGGCCUAAUCCGGCCCGCUGGUCGAUUUAAUCUGGCCCCCAUGGCAGUAAAUGUCCUGUGGUAAAAUCCUUAAAAAAGCUCAACAACUUCAAUCCUAAAAAAGUUGGGGCUCCCCGAUUUAUAGAAUGAAAGACAGUCAUGAACACCCCCUGGUCACCCCUCAAAUGUAAAACACAGCAAAACUCUGCAGCCCUCAUGAAAAUUUUACAGAAGUUUCCUCUUUAAUAUUUCUUGAAUGCAAUUUCUCUUCUAAUUAAUGGAAGGAGAAGGGAAGGAGAGAUCCAGGGUGAAAUAUCUGGUACACUUCUAGUUUUAUUGGAACAUGAUAAAUGAUGGGUUGUUGAUCGAAGCUCUUGAGUUGUAAUUUGGCCAUUAAGUGAUGUUUUGCACCAUAAGGGAUCCCAGGUUUGAUUCACCCAAUGGCAAUCCUUGGGGAAUUGUAGUAAUGGCUGGAGGUGGAGGACAAGGGGCCAAAAUUUCCCCAGGUCCCCUUCUGAAGGGCCAUACAUACUAACCGUGGUUUACCAGACUAGUCCUCAUGGUCAGAAGUGACUGCCUGGGGAAGGUUUACCAGAAAUCCUAGAAGGCAGAGGGGCUUUUCGGUAGUGGCGCCCACACGUCAGAGUCAUUAUGUACGAAACAUUUAGGAAACAUCUGAAGCCAGCCCUGUAUAGGGAAGCUUUUUAAGGUUUAAUGUUUUCCUGUGUUUUUAUAUAAGUUGGAAGCCGCCAGAGUGUCUGGGGCAACCCAGUCAGAUGGGUGGGGUAUGAAUAACUUAUUUAUUUAUUUAUUUCCUGCUAAAUUGCAGGGGAUAGGCUUGAAGGUCUGACCCUUGUUGUUGUUGGUUUAGUCAUUUAGUCAUGUCCGACUCUUCGUGACCCCAUGGACCAGAGCACGCCGGGCACUCCUGUCUUCCACUGCCUCCCGGAGUUUGGGCAAACUCAUGUUGGUAGCUUUGAGAACACUGUCCAACCAUCUCGUCCUCUGUCGUCCCCUUCUCCUUCUGCCCUCCAUCUUUCCCAACAUCAGGGUCUUUUCCAGGGAGUCUGCUGGAGUAUUGGAGCCUCAGCUUCAGGAUCUGUCCUUCCAGUGAGCACUCAGGGCUGAUUUCCUUCAGAAUGGAUAGGUUUGAUCUUCUUGCAUGGGACUCUCAAGAGUCUCCUCCAGCACCAUAAUUCAAAAGCAUCAAUCCUUCUGCGAUCAGCCUUCUUUAUGGUCUGACCCUGGGACUGAGUAAUUUUGGGAGUAGGCCUGUUCAUCACCUGUCCCUAAAAUGUUACAGCCUAUAGGUAAAGGGUCCCCUGACCAUUAGGUCCAGUCGUGAUCGACUCUGGGGUUGCGGCGCUCAUCUCAUUUUAUUGGCCGAGGGUGAUGGCGUACAGCUUCCGGGUCAUGUGGCCAGCAUGACUAAGCCGCUUUUGGCAAACCGGAGCAGCGCACGGAAACACCGUUUACCUUCCCGCCAGAGCGGUACCUAUUUAUCUACUUGCACUUUGACGUGCUUUCGAACUGCUAGGUUGGCAGGAGCAGGGACUGAGCAAUGGGAGCUCACCCCAUCGCGGGGAUUCGAACCACUGACCUUCCGAUCGGCAAGUCCUAGGCUCUGUGGUUUAACCCACAGUGCCACCCAUGUCCCUUACAGCCUAUAGGAGGCCAAAAAUAAGGUUCAGUCAAUAAUAUUUUUAAUUUACAUCCAGGAGCAGAAAUGCCCCUUGGAACGACACCCCCAGCCUCCCAUCUUUCUUCCCCUUCUGAAGUUGACGUAGGCAAGAAGCCUGAUCAACUUUUGCCAGCAGGCUUGUAACACUCCCUCGUCAUUUCCCAGUUUGACACCUGUCACUUGGCUCCGGGGAAAGCACUUGAGAAACAGCACUAGGUCCAGCCCCAUGGACAGGGUUCAUCUGCACGCAAGCUCUCUGGAGAUGGACUUUUUGGUCUGCCCCCGGUGGGUUUCCUAAAGCGAUGCCCUUUCGUCUCUCCACCGCAUGAAAUUUAAUCUCCCUGGUAAAUGACACCCAAGGCUAUUUUGGAAAUCGGAGGCAGGGCGGGGAGAGGAGCAGGAACGUCAGCAAUCUAACUUGACUGGAGGACGGCAGCCCAAGGGAGGGGCUGCUCACAGGCUAAACUCUAAGCGCUGGAGCUUCUGCUGUGGGACUAGGGGAUCACCUUUAACACGUCCCCUACCUCACUGGGGUUUCUGUUUUAUUCUCACGCUGGGUAGGGGGGGGUACGACCCAAAUUCUGUUGGUCUCCCCAUGCUCACUUGCACCUGCUUCACCCGCUUUGUGCAAACUCAGUAAAGAUCUGCUCUCCCGAUGAAAGUGGCUUACUACUUCCAGGUUUAACGGGACUUCCAGGUAAGGACCUGAAUUUCAGUUUGAAUCUGGGUGGCCAGAAAAGCUUGCCAGGAACCAGUUCUCUUUCUGUUUGUGUCUUGUGCCUAUGUUAUUUGUGGUUUUCUGUAGCACUGGGGCUAGCAGUACAGAUGAAGGUCAAGACAUUAGAGUUAUCCUCUAGGCUUAGUAUGACUUGUGGCUGUGGUUUCACCAGCACUGGAAAAAGAUGGGCAGGAGGAUUGAAGGAACAGGGUAUUUAACUUUUGAUUUUGAUUUUGUAACCUGUGUAGGUUGCUGGUGUCUGCCCAAGAGAGGGAGAUAAUUCUUUUGGAGUGGACGUGCUGUGUUGGAGUGAUGUUGAGGGUUACCUCCCACCACCUGUCUUGUUUUCAUCCUAAGUACUAAGACUCACAAAAAAGUUUUGUGUUCGGUUAAUUGUCUGACCUCGCCACUCUUCUUCUGCUAGUAUUUGGCCUUGCCAGAGCCUCCUCCCAUGUUCUCAGCUUGCAUUUCUACAGAUGGGCUUCUGAAAAAAGAUGGGGAAUGACAGCUGAGUCUAUUUUAAGAGCAGUAGCUCAGUGACAUGGAGUGUCUGUGAUGGCAAGCGAUGCCUGCUUUUUGCAUUUAUGCAGAAUGCAGAUCCAUAUAGAAGGUGUGCACUUUUUUCAGUGGGACACACAGGGAGGUAUAGGGAACGCGACUUUUGCUAAAGCUGCACGCCUAAGCCCACUUUCUUGGAAAUAAAGCUGUUCGCACAACUAUACAUUUAAAGCACCCUCUCCAAAGAACCUUGGAAAGUUUACCCUUCUCGGGGCUGCAGUCCUGAGCACCCUUAACAAACUACAGGUCUCAGGUUUAUUGGGGGCAGGUUUGAGCUUUAAAUGAAUGGUGUGUGCACAGUGUAAAAGUCAUAGGAUUGCACUGAAAUCAAGAUUUAUUUAUUAUCUUACUUUUGUUGGGAGACACACUGGGGGGGGGGGGAGGGAGAGAGAUUAUUGCCUAAUAGGGCGGUUGAUAAAAAAACUUUUUUUUGAAAAUGCCUGCUCCAAAGGACUUAACUUACUACACUAGGGAUUACAGUGGUACCUUGGGUUACAUACGCUUCAGGUUACAUACGCUUCAGGUUACAGAUUCCGCUAACCCAGAAAUAGUACCUCGGGUUAAGAACUUUGCUUCAGGAUGAGAACAGAAAUCGUGUUCCUGCAGCGCGGCGGCAGUGGGAGGCCCCAUUAGCUAAAGUGGUACCUCAGGUUAAGAACAGUUUCAGGUUAAGAACAGACCUCUGGAAGGAAUUAAGUACUUAACCCGAGGUACCACUGUAUAUAGCGAUAUCUGAAAUUCCAUGCAAAUCAGUUAAUAUCUUGACCCUACUCCACUGAAUUGAAAUUUCAGCCUUCACGACAUAGGAAGACGGCCAAGAAAACGACCCAAGGAGGUUUGCAGACAGAAAGAAGUAAGUGUCACAGAGAGAGGCCAGUAGUGUGUUUCUGAAGGGUAGGGCGUUGUAACAUCAGAGAAGUAGUGCCGUUUGCUCAAGAGAGGAGAAGAGCUGACAGUGUUUUAUAUAAGGAUUAGAGGAAGUAGAAAACUGAUCAGGCUGUAGCAUCUGUGCCUGCUGAUGAGCAAUCUGGGGCAGAAAUGGCUGACUCAACUCAACUCUAGGCUUUUGGUAUGAGGUCUGGCAUGGAUGGCAUGAGCAUGCGGUCUAACUUUGGGGCACAAGGUCAAAACUUGCCAGAAUCGGGUGUCCCCAUAUUGAUUAAGGGUGGUGUAGAACUCUAUGUGCUGACAGCAAAUAUGUCUUCUGGUUAACAGCAAUAAAGAGGUGGAGAGGGGAAAUCAUUAUAAAGGACAGGCAGUGGCAUGGAGCCCGUAACCCAGUGUUGGCCAAACUUGGCUCUCCAGCUGUUUUGGACUACAACUCCCAUCAUCCCUAGCUAACAGGACCAGUGGUCAGGGAUGAUGGGAACUGUAGUCCCAAAACAGCUGGAGUGCCAAGUUUGGCCAACAGUGCCUUAACCCUUCCUUCCAGGCCUUCCCCCCUGCACUUGACUUUUCCUCCUGGUGGGUGACACAGUCAGGAGGUCCUUGAAAUGGAAAAUUAAUAAAUGAAUGGGUUUGUGCACUUGGUUGGAGUUUCUGCUUAAAGCACACUCUUAAAGAUGGAUAAUUCCAAAAUGUGUCGGGCCUCUAUUUUCAGCCACCUGGAGUUUUCCUUCUCUUUUGCCCCAUUAGUGGUGCAUUCCAGGUUUUCUUAGGGUUAAGCGCAUGGGUGGGUGUCUACAGGGUGCCACCCUUGUCUGAAGAAUGAACCAUAAAUUCCAGAUUUCCCAGCUUUCAUUUUAAAAAGGGAACAGGUUUCUAACAUUUGGAGAACCUGAAAUAGGAGAGGAAAUGAACAGAUGCUAUUCUCAAUGAAACGAAACCAGGAGCUUUCCAGUUCCACUUACCCACAACCUACUUCACACAUAAUGUUAAACCAUGGUUAAAAGCAAACUAGGGUUUAACGUGAGCAUGCAGUGUGCUAAUCGUCUCCCCAACCCUUCCAUUCUGGCUGGGAAAUCAGCUUAUUUCCCAGUUUACUGUGAUUCCUGAACCUUCGCUCAUGGUUUGCGUCCUCCAAACAAUCCAUGAGCUGUAAGCCAAGAACAAACCAUGGUUACUGUUUGUGGUUUUGGUCAACAAAAUUGAUUUGUUUCCCAGCAACAUGGCGGCAUCAGGAACUAGGGAGGAGUAGAGCAAGAUGUUUUCAGCAGUGUACACAGAGGGAUGUAGAAAAUGGGAGUCCCCCAAAGAUUAGAAUUGGGACCCACGUUUUCCUGCUUCUGUGUAGAUGCUCUAUGGCUAGGGGUGAGCAGUGAGGUAGCCAAGUUUGCUGAUUAAAAAAUUGUUCAGGGUAGUUAAAGUAACUAGGAAUUCCAAGGAGCAUCCAAAAUAUCUCUCCAGAUUGGGUGAAUGGGCAGUAAAAUGGCAAAUGCCAUUCAGUGCUACCAAGUGUAAAAUGAUUCACACUGGGGCAAUUUUUUUAAAAAAAUAAAUCUCACAUAUACACUUAUGCGGGUCUGAACUGUUGGUGACUGACCAGGAAUGAGACCUUGGGGUUGUAAUGAAUAGUUUUAUAAAGGUGUCGGUCUAGUGUGCAGCAGCUAUGAGAAAUGCAAAUUCCAUGGGAGAGAUAAUUACGAAACACAAAACUGCCAAUAUCAUUAUGUCAUCAUACAAAUUGAUGGUGUACGCUUGGAAUACUGUGUACAGUUCUGUCCACCUCACCCUCAAAAAAGGACAUUAUAGAGUUGGCAAGGGUUCAGAAAACAGCAAACCCAAAUCAUCAAGAGGUUGGAGCGACUCCGCAACGAGGAAAGGUUACAGCAUUCCUUGUUUUUUUUAGUUUAGAGAAAAGACAAAUAAGGGGGUGACAUGAUAGAAGUGGAUAAAAUUGUGUAUUUUGUGGAAAUGUAGAUAAUAUUGUAACAAAAAAAGGACUUCUUCAUGCAGAAGACAGUUUUGUGUUUUGUUUUGUUUUUAAUUCUUUUUUACCAACCACCAAAACACAAACAGUGAAACCCCCCAGGUGGCUGAUACAUUGGGUAUACAAUAUUCAAUAAUACACAUAUUCAAUAAUAUUCAAUAAUAACAUAUUCAAAUCAACCAUAUGUACACUUCUAUAUACCUUAACACCCCUCCUUCCACAAGGUUUAUUUAACUUUUAACAUUUUAAUGCCUCAGAUUGUUCAAACCUACUCAAAUAGUUCAAUAUCUUCUCAAAGCAAUCCUCCUCUUUCUCACUGACCUUAAACCCUUUCAUUCUGUGUAUCUUCACAGUUAGGUAUUCUAAAAUUAUAAUAUUAUUCAGUUUCCCCUCCAUUGGUUCACCCCUAGCUCUUCUGCAUUUUCUUGAUUACUCGCUAUAACCUAUCUGGCUGCAAUUACCAUCAAUUUUACCUAUUUGCAUUCCUCUUUUGUUUUUAACUCGGCACUACUCAGGCUAAUAAGAACCAUUAAUUUAGUUAUUUCCACUGCAGAAGACAGUUAAUCUGUGGUAUUCGCUCUUACAAGAGAUAGUGAUGGCUAUUCCCAGCUGUAGCCAUUUUGCUUCUAGACACAAUAGUUAUGUUCUAUCUCCACUGUUGGAGUUGGUAUGCAAGUUGUGCAAAAUCACAAGUGAGGAAAGUGCUGUUGCACCCAGGGACCUGCUUGAAGGUUUCUCAUGGGCAUCUUGUUGGCCACUGUGAAAACAGAGUGCGAGCCUAUUUCAUAAAAUUAUUCACUGCUUGAUUGCAAAAAACCUCAAAGCGCUUUACAGAUUAAUAAAGCAAAAUCUAUUGAUGCGCAUAGAGACCUAUAAGCUCAGCUAACUAGGCAGUAGAGGCCUUGUGCCUAUUGUUUUUUUUGUAACGCCUAAUCUUCUGCUAAGAGCAUCUUUACUCCCAAGGUUGUAAACACAUCCCUAAGUGUCUACAUUUGAAAAGGAGACAAGCUCUGCUCAAAUGUCCCAACCCUCUCAGGUAGAAAGGAAUGCAAAGAGAACACGUGCAGCAAGGUGCGGCUUAGAGAGAGUUCUUUGUUCGCUUGCUCAAUGAAUAGGUAAUGAAGGAAAGACCAUACAUGGUAUAAUUAGUAGAUAGAUAGAUAGAUAGAUAGAUAGAUAGAUAGAUGAUAAAUAGAUAUAUUACGGUCAGAGACCAGCUUAUAAAACACAUUUGGGGGUCCACUCCCAGAAGGAAAACAAACAUUUGAAACAAUGUACAACAAUAAAUUUAAAAUUUAUAAGUGCGAUAAGCGUAUAGACACUUAAAACUUUAAGAUAAGCUACCUCAGAGAGAUGACCCAGAGUCACCCAUGGAACCGAGUUUGGGGAUUUUCUUAAUGAACUAGUUUAGGUCGGGGGAUGGUCUGUGCCUACAGAUCUGUACACAGAAUCUGGUGACCAUCCGGGUCGUCUUAUGAUCUUUGCCUGACAGGAAAAGGUCAAAUUUUUGCUUUUCCGGGAGGACAGCGAAUCUCACCAGCAGGGGAUCAAUGGUCUCACUACGUGCCUCUUCAUAAAAGGGACAUCUAAAGAACAAGUGCUCUGGGCUUCCUAUCUCCCCCAAUGAACAGGUGCAAAGUCUCUGAGCAUAUGGGACUUUUUUAAAGGAUCCUUCCAGGACCGGCGAGGGAAGAGCCGAGCUUCUGGCGGGUAUAAUUAGUAUUGUGUUGUAACUUUAGAUUGGAGGAAGUUUAUGCAUAUGUAUUGCUUUAAUAGAUAACAGCUAUGUAUAUAAAGGAGGACCCACCCUUUUGGGGUUUUGCUCAGCUUUUGGAGAGGGAUCCCACUGAGCCAUUAUUGCUAGCAAUAAACACCCUUUGUUUUCUCAUUACCACAUGGAGAUUUCCUUCAGCCUCAAACAUUGAUUUUUGCAACACUAUAUUCUUACGUUUUGGGCUCCAUGAUCACUGCAGAUGGUGACAGCAGUCACGAAAUUAAAAGACGCCUGCUCCUUGGGAGAAAGGCGAUGGCAAACCUAGACAGCAUCUUAAAAAGCAGAGACAUCACCUUGCCAACAAAGGUCCGUAUAGUUAAAGCCAUGGUUUUCCCAGUAGUGAUGUAUGGAAGUGAGAGCUGGACCAUAAAGAAGGCUGAUCGCCGAAGAAUGGAUGCUUUUGAAUUCUGGUGCUGGAGGAGACUCUUGAGAGUCCCAUGGACUGCAAGAAGAUCAAACCUAUCCAUUCAGAAGGAAAUCAGCCCUGAGUGCUCACUGGAAGGACAGAUCGUGAAGCUGAGGCUCCAAUACUUUGGCCACCUCAUGAGAAGAGAAGACUCCCUGGAAAAGACCCUGAUGUUGGGAAAGAUGGAGGGCACAAGGAGAAGGGGACGACAGAGAACGAGAUGGUGGGACAGUGUCUGGCUACCAGCAUGAGUCUGACCAAACUGCGGGAGACAGUGGAAGACAGAAGUGCCUGGCGUGCUCUGGUCCAUGGGGUCAUGAAGAGUCGGACACGACUAAACGACUAAACAACAACAACAAUUCUUACGUUGACACUGUGGAUUCACAAUAAAGCAUAGUUUGUUUUAACUGUGGUUUACUGUGCAAACUGGGCUGCAAUCCAGCAACUCCGAUUAAAACCACAUGACCCUCACGUAGGGCCUGAAUUUAUGAGAGAAGGAUGCUGACUCAAAUCUUCCCAGAAGUUCUGGUUUUUGUGCUGGCAACACUAAACCACUAAUGGCAGCAAGUGACCUCUACUGCAUAUUUCCUCCAUGUUUUAUCUUUGCGUCAGAAGUGGAACUAUAGGCAGCUGUAUACUAGAAAAUGUUUGAUGAAUUGUAUUUUAUCUGUGAAAAAUUGAUAUAUACAGGUGAAACUCGAAAAAUUAGAAUAUCGUGGAAAAGUUCAUUUAUUUCAGUAAUUCAACUUAAAAGAUGAAACUAAUAUUUUCGAUCGACUCAUGUCAUGCAAAGUGAGAUAUACUUCUACUCCUCAUAGGUCCAAUCUUGCUCGAUUUGCAAUCCUUGUUUUGCUGAUUUCCUUGAAUAUUCUAAUUUUCUGAGAUUGUUAAUUUGGGGUUUUCAUGUACGCCAUGAUUAUCGCAAUGAUAACAAAUAAAGGCUUGACAUAUCUCGCUUUGCAUGUCACGAGUCUAUCUCAUAUAUUAGUUUCACCUUUGAAGUUGAAUUAGUGAAAUAAAGGAACUUUUCCACAGUAUUCUAAUUUUGCGAGUUUCACCUGUAUAUACUCUAGGCAACUGUCAACCUUCUGAGGGCAGGCAUUUUGAACAACGUUUUCUGGAGUCGCCCCUAACAACCUGGCCCUUUGAAAAGGCAUUAUCCAGUGCUUUCAGAUGCUAAACGUGAAAUUAGCUUAUUGGUUCCAGGUGCUAGAUCAGUUUGUAGUUUUUGAAAACCAAUUUCUGAGGUAACUUUCUCUCACCAAGCCCCCCCCCAAUCUCAGAAGCAGGCAGCUGCCCUCUUCAAUGGAAGCUUUUCUGGGGCUCAAAUUUGUGUGGGGUGUGGUGGGGGGCCAUGGUUAGAGAAGGGACAGUGGUACCUUGGUUUGCAUAUGUCUUGGUUUGCAUACAUUUUGGAUUACAAACAUGUCAAACCCGGAAGUGCGUUUCCUGGUUUGCAACCUUUUUGGGGAUUACAACCCCCCCUUUUUUUUUUGGGAUUACGAACAAAAAUUUUUUGGAGGCCCCAUUGGCAAAAGCACGUAUUGGGUUCAUAGCUGUCAACUUUUCCCUUUUCUUGCAAGGAAUAAGGGAAUUUCCCUUAAAAAAAGGGAAAAGUUGACAGCUAUCCUUGGGUUACAACCUGUUAUGGUUUACAAGCGGACCUCCGGAAUGGAUUAUGGUUGUAAACCAAGGUACCACUGUACUGCUUUUUGAAUUACACAAGAUACAAACAAGCCCUGUAACGUGAGGGGGGAAAUUUCCACACAGUCGCCCCAUGCCAGUGUGAGGUAAGAGUUACUGUGUGGGGCUACAGCCUUGGGAGGCCAUGGUUCGAAUUCACCACUCAGCCAUGAAGGUGUCUUGGGCCUGCCACUACUGCCUCUCUGCCUAACCGGCCUCUCAGGGUGGUUGUGAGGAUAAAAAUGGGGAGGGGAAGAACCACGGACACAAAAUGAGCUCCGUGUGUGUGUGGAGGGGUGGGGGGAAGGGUGGAAAAUUAAAAUAAUAAUAUAAUUAUAAUAUAAUAUAAUAUAAUAUAAUAUAAUCAUAUCAUAUCAUAUCAUAUCAUAUCAUAUAUCAUAUCAAUCUGGGAGGACUUUUCACAUUAAAAUUUAUUUGGGGAUUUUUAGUUGAGAAAAAUGGUGACAAAGGGGAAGGGAUACAGGUUUAUAAUAUCAUGCAAGGUGUGGAGAUAAAAAAGGAUAAGAAUUUCUCCUUCAUGAUACUAGUGAAACUGACUUGCCAGGAAUUUCAGGUGAGACAAAAGUGAAAUCUUCAAGAUGCACAUAAUUCGUUUAUGAAAUACGCUGCUACAACACACAGUGCUGACCGCCGACUCAGACCACAUCCACUCUUCCUUUUGUGCUGUGCUUUCAGGGGUGGGCUUUGGUAAUAUUUUGUAAUACGGCGCCCUGUGCGAGGCCAAAAUUAGCCACCCCAAAAGGGAUCUUCUCAGUUAUGGAUCUUCUCUAUUUUGUACCCCUUCGGCUCGAUGACCUGUGCAAGGGAACUGCCUGGACCAUCCCAAAUCAGGCAGUGGUUCUUUCCAGGCCCAGGAAUGCACUUUAAAGCUCUGUCUUCAAGGCAUUUGUUUGUUUGUUUUGCCCUACUGUGUUUUGCUGCUGAAAAGGAGCAAACAGCAGUCGGUGGAAAACCCAAUCCAAGAAAAAUCCAGCUUUUCCCUACUAUAGCACCAGGGCAAAACAGACACACAAAUAAACAGCUGCAAUGACAAAACCACGCUUGAACAUGGUGUUUUAAAGUCCAGACCUGUUCCUAGAAACAUGGCAACAAAAGGGUGAGCCCUUAGUUGGCUUUUCUAAUCCAGGUACUCUCAGGGGCUUCUAGUGCUGAUUUACUUAUUUUAAAAUAUUUUAAAAUAAAUAAAUCAUCACUAGGAGCUGCUGAUAACCACCCAGUGAUCAGGCAGGCAGGGAUAUGGGGGUGUCCUAGACCUCAGCUGUUAAGGAACAUGCAAAUUAAUACAAGAAUCUUGAAUUACUAAUAUAUGAUGGCUAUAUUCAAACUCCAGCUUCAGGAAAAGUAUGCCUCUGAGCACCAGUUGCUGGGGGAUACCAGAAAUAAUAAUAAUAAUAAUAAUAAUAAUAAUAAUAAUAAUAAUUUUUAUUUAUAUCCCGCCCUCCCCAGCCGGAGCCGGGCUCAGAGCGGCUAACAACAAUAAAACUAACACAGCAUUCUAAAAUCAAUUCGUUCUAAAAUCAGUCCAAAAUCAAAUUAAUGGCAACCAUCCACAAUAUAAAAUUUUUGUUAGCGAUAACAAAUGGGCUCCUUUUGACCCUAGUGGACAAUUUCAAACAACAUGAAAGAGCAUCAGACCACAAAAUGAACCAUUGGGCUAGAGUUCUGUGAGGAUUACCAAAGGAGGGAGUCAGACUGUGCCCUGACCAAAGGCCUGGUGGAACAGCUCUGUCUUGCAGACCCUGCAGAAAGAUGUCAAGUCCCGCAGGGCCCUGGUCUCUUGUGACAGAGCGUUCCACCAGAUUGGGGCCACAGCCAAAAAAGCCCUGGCUCUGGUUGAGGCCAGCCUAACCUCUCUGUGGCCUGGGACCUCCAAGGUGUUUUUGUUUGAAGAAUGUAAGGUCCUCCAUGGGACAAAUCAGGAGUUACAAGGGUAGGUACCCGUAGGUAUGAGGGUCCUAGGACCCAAAAGAGAGGACCAUGGUUCUCAUGUCUUGCUUGUGAGAUUUUGGCCACUGUGGGAAACACCAUACUGAACUAAAUGGACUUAUGGCCUGAUCCAUUAGGGGUUCUCUUAUGUUUUUCAGUUGCUAAGAAUUUAACCAUCUUUCGGUGAUACAAAAGCUAGUAGUUGGGUUUUGUAUCUCCAGCACCAGAUAGUCUAAAUAAAGGCAUCGUUUCACAUUGUGAAUCAUGGACUGAUAAUAAAUGGGUAGAAAUGAUGAAUGGAUUUUCAGUAGCAUCAUCAAAGACACAUAUUUGGACCCAAUGAUAUCAGUUUUCCACUGAGUUAAUCAACUGGUGCAAACUCCUAAUUUGGGAGGGUUAGUCAGACUUUUGGGGUAUGUACUUGCUUUAUAGUCUAUUGUUGGUCGUAUGAUGACUUGUCUCAGUCUUCUUGAGAGAUGUGCAUACAAGUGGUGCUUGUGCUUGUGGUUUUUCAGUGUGGGGAUGAGGUAUUAUACUGCAACUUUUAGUGGACUUGGUUGGGAAAAUACAAAGAGCUGAAUAUAUGAAGCACUGUGGUGCCCACCACAUGUUUUGAACUAUAACUCCCAUCAGCCUCAGCUAGGGAUGGGCAGAUUUUGGCAGUUUCUCAGUUUCUAAUUUUUCUAUUCUUAAGUUCAUUUCUGCAUCAAUUUCAAUUUUUUUAGAAUUCCUCAUGAAUAUUCACCAACAUUUUAGUUCAAAUUUUGCCUAAUAUAGACACAUUUUUGUAUGCAGUUUUCCCUAGUGUAAUGCAUUUUUGUAUGUUAUUUUCACAAACAGGCACUCUCCCACAUUGUUGUAUACAUCAUUUGGUUGGAGAAGUGCACUACAAAAUUCAGAAAUGUGAAUUCCAAAGAAGAGCUGCGUUUUGGUUCAAGAAGUUUCAAGAAGUAUGAAUUUGGGAUGUUUCUAUUAGAAAGUGAACUGAACCAAAAUUCUCUCCCAUUUCUAGCCCCUGUCAGCAUGGCCAGUGGUCAGGGAUGAGUUAUAGUUCACAGCACUUGGAAUAAUAAUAAUAUAAUAAUAAUUUAUUAUUUGUACCCCGCCCAUCUGGCUGGGUUUCCCCAGCCACUCUGGGUGGCUUCCACAAAGACCAAAAAUACACUAAUAUGUCAUACAUUAAAAACUUCCCUGAACAGGGCUGCUUUAAGAUGUCUUCUGAAUGUCAGGUAGUUGUUUAUCUCUUUGACAUCUGAUGGGAGGGCGUUCCACAGGGCGGGCGCCACCACCGAGAAGGCACUCUGCCUGGUUCCCUGUAGCUUUGCUUCUCGCAAUGAGGGAACCGCCAGAAGGCCCUCGGCGCUGGACCUCAGUAUCCGGGCAGAACGAUGGGGGUGGAGACGCUCCUUCAGGUAUACUGGACCGAGGCCGUUUAGGGCUUUAAAGGUCAGCACCAACACUUUGAAUUGUGCUCGGAAAUGUACUGGGAGCCAAUGUAGGUCUUUCAAGACCGGUGUUAUGUGGUCUCGGCGGCCGUCCCCAGUCACCAGUCUAGCUGUCGCAUUCUGGAUUAGUUGGAGGACACCCCAUUGCCUACCCUGCUUUAAGAGAUCGCCAGCUGAUGGUCUGUAGGCAACACUUGAGCCAAUCUUGUCUGGGCAGCUUCUGGACUGGUCAUAACAGGACUGGUCAUAGCAUAUGCUGGCCUUGCAAAGUCUUAUCCUGCAGUUUUCAUUUCAGUGGUCAAUUUCCAACUGUAUUAACAAAAAGUUAUUUAAAAACUGAUUUACCCAAAAAGAAAUCCAGAGCAUGCCCCCACUUGCUGAUUAUUAUUAUUAUUAUUUAUUUACUUAUACCUUGCCCAUCUGCCUGGGUUACCCCAGCCACUCUGGGCAGCUUCUAACAGAAUAUAAAAAACAUCAUGAAACAUCAUUAAAAACUUCCCGAUAGAGUUUUCUUCAGAUGUCUUUGGAAAGUCAUAUAAUUGUUUAUCUCUUUGACAUCUGAUGGGAAGGCAUUCCCCACAGGGUGGGUGCUGAGGAGGCCCUCUGCCAAGUUCACUGUAACUUCACUUCUCACAGUGAGGGAACCGCCAGAAAGCCCUUGGAGCUGAACACUGGGGGUGGAAAUGAUCCUUCACGUAUACCUUAUACAAGAUUGAUGAAUGUUACCUAUUUCAAAUUGUGGUGAAAUGGUCAUUAGCUUGGAGAGGGUAAAUGUUUUAGCAUCCAAAUGUAUAUGUAUAGGUAAAGGUAAAGGGACCCCUGACCAUUAGGUCCAGUCGUGACUGACUCUGGGGUUGCGGCCCUCAUCUCGCUUUAUUGGCCGAGGGAGCCGGCGUACAGCUUCCGGGUCAUGUGUCCAGCAUGACUAAGCUGCUUCUGGCGAACCAGAGCAGCACAUGGAAACACCAUUUACCUUUCCGCCAGAGUGGUACCUAUUUAUCUACUUGCACUUUGACGUGCUUUCGAACUGCAGGAGCUGGGACUGUGCAAUGGGAGCUCACCCCGUCACGGCGAUUCGAACCGCUGACCUUCUGAUAGUUGUCCUAGGCUCUGUGGCUUAACCCACAGCUCCACCCACGUCCCAGUGUACCAUAUUUUUUGCUCUAUAAGACUCACUUUUUCCCUCCUAAAAAGUAAGGGGAAGUGUGUGUGCGUGUUAUGGAGCAAAUGCAGGCUGCGCAGCUAUCCCAGAAGCCAGAACAGCAAGAGGGAUUGCUGCUUUCACUGCUGUUCUGGCUUCUGAGAUUCAGAAUUUUUUUUUUCUUGUUUUUCUCCUCCAAAAACUAGGUGCGUCCUGUGGUGUGGUGCGUCUUAUAGAGUGAAAAAUACGGUAUAUGUAUAUGUAUAUGUAUAUGUAUAUCCUCAGCAAAUGAAUGAAGUUUUGUAAUUCCGCUCAGAUUCUUGUCAGAUAGGCUUUGAAUGUGUUCAGGCUUAACUGCCUGAAGCAAUCAGGUGAGGAUUCUCUGUAAUGAAAGACCAAGCUGAAGCUCAGACGCUGCGUUCUUUAAAGCUGGAAACAUUACGGUCCAGAAAUUCAGGCUUUUUGUGGCUGCUGUCAGACACUUUAAUACUAUGGUGGGUUAAAAAACAACAACCUGGCAUUGCUCUUACAGUUGCUUUCCCCCUCUUUUUUUCUUUCCAGGCCAUCAAGAUGGAUUUCAGCUCUUACAGUGGAGUCCCCAGGUUCCUGACCAGGCCUAA